GCAAUAACAACGAGAACUGCACUGGAUGCAGUUUCUAUAUGCGGUUUUCCUCACAAAUCUAUGCGUGCGUUUGUUUUGUCAACAAUCAACAUUCUAUUAAAAUGAAAGUUUCCCACAAUGGCCUCUAAUUUUUUGCAGUUUUGGAUUUAAAAUAAGCACGAUCGAAGAAUUUUAUACUAGUUUUGAAUAGUCUGUAUAUAUUUUGAGGGUAUGUAUGUAUCUAUGCUAUAAAAAUAUGUCAAACAAUUUUUGUUAUUUAAUUUAAACAUUAGUAUUUCUUCCUGUUUUUAUAUAAACUUUAUGUGAACAUAUAUGUUGAUGUUGAAGUAUUACGUAUCGUAAACGUUAUUGUAUUGAAAUAUAUUUAAUAAUUCACUGGUUUCUGGUAGCUUGCCGAAAUAAAAUAUCACGUAACAAAAGGAAUUGCUGCACCGUUAAGGAUUUCGUACAACCUUUUGCAAAAAUUAUAAGAAAUUUGCCUUAUUUAAUAGUUAACCACAUAUUAAUAUUAACAGCAUUAACUCAACACUAAUCGAUGUGAUUAUUUACUACCUUUCUUUCCAGUUGAAAACAUGUAAAACCUUACAACAAGACAAUGGUUGUUGAGAAAACGAGCGGUGGAUCCCCUGGUGAUUCCAAAAGGACAUCAUCACCAGUUCGUUCUAGCACGAGAAUCAGAGCAGCAAGAUAUCAGCCUACUGCAAGAGAAACUCCUGUUGUCACAAAACCUUUGCCUCAAAGAAAUUUAAAUCAAACAUGGUCAACCAUGUAUAAACUAAAUAUGCCAGGACAAACACAUGUUCAAAACACAAUAGGUAAAGCAUUUUGCAAUUGGCUUUUCAACUGCAAGCAUGCUUACAUAUUAAUGGUAAUAUUUAUUCUUAACCCAUUGAGUUGCAUUGUGCCCUGAUGCACCCUGCUUUAUUAUUUUACUCUGUCUAACACCAGACGAUUUUACUUGUCAUGGGGAGAGCGCUGGUGCUUAAUGGGUUAACUGGCCUAUCUGCCCAUGUGUCUAGUUAACCCAUUGGGUCGCAUUGUUCCCUGAUGCGAUUUACUUUAUUAUUUUACUCUGUCUAAUGCCAGACGAUUUUACUUGUCAGGGGGGGGAAGAGCUUGCACUUAAUAAUUAUUUAAACAGUAUUCACACUCUGUUAGCAAUACUCUAUGAAGUUAUGUUUUUUUGCUGUUUCUGACCAUAUGUAACCAGUUAAUUUAUAAAUCCUAGAAACUAGUCAUUCUCGUCCAUGUCCACCACACCUCUUGCAAGGGUUAAAGAAUUCUGAACAUAGGGAUGAAACAAGGCAUCAUAUGGUGGGCUCGUUAACAAGGCAUAACAUGGGCUUAAUAAGGUUACAGAGAAAUGAGAAAUCAGUUCUGGACAAAGUUGAAGAUAUGGAUGUCGACAAUCAGUCAGAUCAAGAAGGAGUGUGUUCGGGAGAGGCAAAUGUCGCAGCGACAUCUAGUAACAGUAGCUCUACAUCCAGUACUUCAGAAUUAAUCAGAGGGAAAUCUGUUGAAAACAAGGGAUGUAAAAAAUUUAUAGUUGGACAGAAAGAGGUAAUAGACAGAUUUAGAUCUAGGAUGCAGACGUCAAAGAUGUUCUGCCCAUGUAUGGAUAUGCCACAUAAUUUUCAUGUCGUCUUUGACAUCCACGUCCUAUCAGACAAUUUAUUCUUCAGCUACCCUGGUUCCAGAGAUUCUUGUACCGCCCAUUAGAUACGAGCGAGAAUAGGGCGGAAGAUACAAGAACCUCUGGUAACCAGGGUAUUCUUCAUCUUGCAAAACUGAAAUUUAUCCCCAAAAAAUUGGGAAUAAUUUAAAUAUAUUACUGUCAACUUGCAGCUUAAGAAAAACAGCACCAAUAAGCUUUCUCAAUCUGGAGUAAAAAUUAAGACGACUCAUGAAAAUGUUGCAAAAAAGAAGCCUGUUUACAUCAUUCUUCAUGCUUCAGCACUAAGGGUCGGUCAAUUGGAAGGAAGAGCUUUAAAACCACUCAGAGUAAGUCACAGGUUAACCUGCUUUCUUUUUACACUAAUAUUCUUACAUACUUUCAUCUAUUAACAUACAUUGUAGAUACAAGCUGGAAAAAUUUUGAUUGAAAUGGAACUGCUGUCAAAUAAUAAACAAGGUAAACUCACUAAUAUAUGUCCUCACUUAAUUCAAAGAUAAUCAUCACAAAUGAUCUUGAUUGGUAAAAGCUUUCUCCUAUAUCCUCUAGAAAUCCCUGCUGAACUUCUCUCACUACGCAUUCCAUGCAAAGAACUCUUUGCUAUAAAGGUACCUAAAGUUAAAAUGUGCUCUCAGGGGCGUCGCUAGAGGGGGGAUAACCCCCCCCCCCCCAAACAUUCUGCAACUUAUCGAGUCCCAGUCUGGAAAUUGUUUUUGUAGUCAGCAAAACAUGAAUUGGAUUAGGAAGAAAAAAACCUAAAAUAUAUCAGUUACACUGAUUAAAAACUAAUAUUUAUAGCAAAAAAAUUUGGAAACAGCAAAACUACACUUACACCCCUCCAUUAAAACAGGGCUAGCGACACCCCAUGUGUGUUCUAUGUUUUGCCUGAUUGCAUGUUUAAAUACUAAUGUGACAUCACUUUAACUCUGUUGUAACAUUAGGUGAAUUUAUCAGAACCACCAUUCGUAUUUGUGGCUGUAAUCAACGAGAAUUUCACAAGAACUCUCAUUGAAAGCAGUAAGAAUGGAAUGCUGAACAAAUUGAAAGGUAAUUAGCAUUAUGGGGCAGUGAUUGAGGUCAACUAAAAUUCAAAGCACAUUUCCUGAUAGCUUGUCUAUAAAUUUUGAAAUAUUUCUUCAGAGAUCUUGUCUGGAUCGAUAGGAGUUUACUUCUCUGAAGUUUUGAAAGAAACAGACGUGCAGAAAUACACAAACUAAAACAGCAGGUUAAAUUUUAACCCAGGGUUAGCGCUAACCCACCUUUGAACAACCGUCCCCUGAACUGCAAAUGAAGCAACCACAUCUUUCAAUUCUAUUUAUUUGCUUUAAAGCGCUUGAUACCAUUGCACAGCAACUCUAUUUAUGACCACUAUCUCCUGCACUGACCUAGCUAUAGAUGACACAACGUAAAACAAAGGCUAUACUGCAACACUGUCUACCUAAUACAAAUUCUUUCUUUCAAGGAACGAAGAAAUUACAUGUCAUUGUUCAUCUAAUGUACGACAUCAUUCCUGAUGAUGUAAAUUACCACUUUAAUAGUGUAGGUAUCACCAACCUUUAUAUCACGACAGACUUCCAGUAAUACUAAUCUUAUGUACGUGAAUUAAACAAAAAAUGUGCAUGGCCUGAAAUGUUUUAUAUAUUUUAGUUUCGAAACGAACUUGAAAUGGAUGUAAGAUGGGAUAAGAUAAGGUGUGAAUAUGUAUAUUAUUAUUUUAUCAUAAAUAUAUUACAGUUUCACAGUUAUAAGAUCGAAACGCCACAUUGUUAGAUGUAAUUUUCUAACAAUUCUAGUUCCAUAAAAGCAGGGCGUAUUUUGAGCGGAGAGGAUAGCUGUACUGAUGACACAAACGUCACAAAGGAAGUCAGUUUGGUGGAAGAUGAAAAGAAAGUGGUCAAAGAAAACAGAAAGAGGCAAAUUAACCACAAAACGGAGAAUAACGUAUGCUCUCUUUUGUUACUUCAUUUCUAUGUCAAUCAAAUUUUUAUUAGAUCAUUUAGAUGUGCAUGAUAAUCGCGGAUUAAGAAAUAAAUGCGUUUAAAAAACUCAUUAAUAAUUCAUGAAGAAAAUACAAAAGAAAUCAUGGGCGUGAAGGAGUCUGUAUAUGUGAUACAGAUUCAUGUUGAUUUACAUAAACUUUAACUUUGAUUUUCUCGGCUUAGACAACGUUUAUUUUUAAAAUUACUUCCCCAAUGAACUCAUAAGAUGAGUCGUUUUUUAAGCGUCAUUCGCGUCCGAUACAACACGGCCGCUCAUGUUGUAAAUAGUACAUAUUAUUUCACGUACACAAAAAUUGCUGAAGUCUUGGAGUGGCAACUUAUUAGAGAGGUACAGAUUUGGCUUCCACUACCGUUACCAUUGAUGGACUAUUCAGAACCAAUCAGAUGCGUUUGAGAUCUAUCCGAUUAACCAAUCAGAUGCGUUUGAUCUAUCCGAUUAACCAAUCAGAUGCGUUUGAUCUAUCCGAUUAACCAAUCAGAUGCGUUUGAUCUAUCCGAUUAACCAAUCAGAUGCGUUUGAUCUAUUCGAUUAACCAAUCAGAUGCGUACGUCUAAGCCAGUGGUAUCAUUUGGAAGUCAAAUCUGAACCUCCCUAUUGUCCAUGAAAUGUCAAUUGCUUUAAAAUUAAAAAACUUUUAUAUUGUAGAAAAACUACACAAACAAGCAGAAUGCAGUUAAAAUAGAAAAGGAAGGUAGUUUAUUUCCUCCCAAAGAAAAUGAUAUCUUACUCGACCAAAGCGAGGAAUCACAGAGACCUUCAUCACCAGUCGCAAAACGUCGACGCACACUAAGUAAUAACGAAAGCAUCCCGAAAUCUUCAGAAAGUCAAAGCGAAGAGCGACCGACCGCCUCCGAAGAGAAAGCUGCAGUUGAAAAUAAAGAUACGAUACCAAAAACCCAUCACUCAGAGGUUGUAUCAACGGACGAGCCGGAUAAGACUACAAAACCAAAUGGUCCUCCUUCAAGCGAACGAAGUUUUGAGGAAAAUAGAUUAGAUGCGAGACAAAUUCUUGAACUAGAAUCUUGUAUUGCAGAAAAACAAAGCAUGUUAUCUCAACAAAGACAGAUUGUAGAGUUGCGUGAUUUACAGUUACAGCAAGAACGUGAGAGCGUACGAACGUUACGUGCAUCAUUGCGUGAUGAACAGCGAACAAAACGUGAUCUCGAGGGACAAUACGAGGCGAUCAAUAGCGAACUGUUAGUGCGAAACACGCGUGAAGCUAUUGCUGAAUCUCGCAUGAGCGAGUUAGAACGAGAAUUGUCAGAGUUAAACGUAUCUUUGAACAGUAGUAGAAGUGAGAAUGAACGACUCGCACAAGACAUACAUCAGGUGAGAUAUUUUACUGUGUUUUUCAGUUUACCAAAGAUCUUUUGGAUCAGAGCUAUUAGAAUGUGGACUACCUUGACAGAGUACGGAGAAUCUGCGCUCGUUCAAGACUGUAUUGAAAAGUUAUUAUUUUACAGCACUAGAAACAUCAUACGAUUGUGAAAUCCACGAACUUAUAAAAUUAUCUGUCCUGAGAUGCAAUAGAGCGGGGACUUUAACUAUCUCGAUAAAAUGCUGUUUUUAGUUUCAUAGUUUAUUAGUUAUUUGCAUUGUUUAUUUGUGUAAUUGUCUUUUGGGACCGCAGUAACUGGUCUCCUAGACUGUUGCGGAUACUCAACCAUCGUAUUUUUGUAUAGUAGUCGUGUGUUUGUGUGCGUUUUUUGCGUACAUGAUGUAAAUUAAGGCUAUUUUUAAGGCUCAAAAUCGUAUCCCAAAAAAUCCAGAAACAUUUUUUCUGAAUUUCUGUUGCGAAAACAACGUUUUCUGCCUUGGCGUCUUGACAGCGUACGAAUGUGAAGAGUACCCACUCUUAAAUACAAGCUUGAUCAGAGAUAAAAUGAAAUCAUGUCCUAUUUUCUAGGUACGCAAUCGAUUAACGGAAAGCGAAGAGUCUUUACGAACUGAACGAGAGAGAGUAACGACAUUACAACAAGAAAUUGAAAGUUAUCGAACGACUUUAGAAACAUUGCGUGACGACCUUAGACAGAAAGAUUCAGCAUUAACUCAGGAACGAGAACUGAGAACAGCCGCCGCUGAACGCAAUACAGAGCUGGAACACGAGUUGAUUGCAACAAGAAACGAAUAUGAAGAAAGGAUAGCUAGGAGUAGCGAUGAACAUCAAAGGACACAGCGAGAGCAUGAGGAAUGUAGCAGGCUCCUCAUCUCCACUCGUGAACAACUACAGGAUGCAAACCGCGCACUACAUCGCGCUCAGGAGACUGUUGACGAGUACUCGAGAAUGCAACCACGUGAUUGGACAAUAUCACGUGACGAGAUUGUGAUCACUGAGAAAGUGCUCGGUCAAGGGGCCUGGGGUUGGGUGAAAGAAGGGAAAUUUCGUGGUACGGUGGUUGCUAUAAAACAAAUGCACGAAUUAAUAGUAUCUCCUCAUAACAGACGAUUGUUUGAACGAGAAAUGCAGAUAGCAUCGAGAUGUCGGCAUCCUAAUCUACUGCAAUUUAUAGGCGCGACUAAUGAUAACGGCUUGGCACUACUAGUGACGGAAUUAUUAGACACAGAUCUGCGUGCUGUCCUCGGACAACGGUCGCUAUGCCACGACGAAGUUGUCACGAUAGCCACCGAUGUUUCCCGAGCUUUGAAUUACCUGCAUUUGAACAAACCCUUUCCCAUCAUACAUCGCGAUAUUAGUUCAACCAACGUGUUGUUAUGGAAACGCGAAGAUACGUAUCGCGCGAAGCUCUCGGACUACGGUGCUGCGAAUUUCAUGCGGCAAUGCAUGACGGUUAGUCCUGGCGCAUGUAUCUACGCGGCCCCUGAGGCCGUGACGUCACGACAGUCAACGAAGGUUGGUUGAUAAUUUGAGAUUGUUUUGCGCCUCCCCUGAGAUUUUUUGCACCUCCCCUGAAAAGCCAUGCACCCCCCCCCCCCCUUUGGGAAAGGAAGCUAAAAUUUGACAAAUUUCCUUGUGUUUGUAAGAACUUUUUGAAAGAAACUUUGUAGUAAUGUAUUGAAUGGCAAAAUGGACCUAUUCCCUAAUGAACACAAUUUUGAGCUACACAAGUCUAGACAAACAUUUCACCACGGCUUGAAAGAGCAUCACAAAAUUAGUAAUAUUCCGAAGUUUCGUUGCAAAAUGUUGUAAAAUGCGGAUAAUAUAGCCCUGUGAAGUUUGCCGUUUUUCAGUCAUUUUGUAUUACGCAUGGGAAAUUGAUACCGCUUUCUGAAAAAAGGUAUCAAUUUCCCGUGCGUAAUACAAAAUAUGACUGAAAAACGGCAAACUUCGCAGGGCUAUAUUAUCCGCAUUUUACAACAUUUUGCAACGAAACUUCGGAAUAUUACUAAUUUUGUGAUGCUCUUUCAAGCUGUGAUGAAAUCUUUGUCUACACUUGUCUAAAUCAAAAUUUUCUUCAUAGGGAAUAGGUCCAUUGGAUGAGUUGUACAGUCAUAAUUCAUGAAUACGUGCAUACACCACGUAGUUGACUUUAUGGGGGCAGGGGUACAUUCUAAGCCCUAACAUUCCAUGGGGGGCAUGAGCUGGAUUGCUGCACCUCCCCUAACCAGUUUCCACCUCAACCUUUCCACCAAAAUCCGGCCCUGAUUUAAGAUAGAGUAAGUUUUGAAUCCUGGGCAAACUUGAACAUUUCUCCGUUUGUCAACUCUUGCUAUUGUAAGGGUGAUUUAUACUAUCAAAGUUUCUGUGAUCACAGUAGGAAUUUAGCAUAGGUCAAUUCUAAGUUUUGAAGGAUUUGUAAGAAAUGUUUGAGGGAACGGAAACAGCUAGGUCAGUUGCAAAGACAGACGUUACAGAGAUAGACGUUACAGAGAAACGCCGAUAUUUCAUCAAAUGUUCUCACGUUUGCCCAACAGGCCAACACCGAAAAAAAAAUGUCGCAGAAACGUGUGAAAUCUUGAUGCUUUCUCAAAUGCCGCACUCAAGAAUAAAUUUAUCGCAUGAAUCUGGUCUUCAGCAUAACAUGCGCUUUUCUCACAGAAUUUUUUUAUUUCAUUUUAAGGUGGAUGUGUACAGCUUCGGACUUCUUCUUUGCGAAAUGUGUAUCCGUGAGCUGCCAGUACCUGGUCACACCCGCGAGCAAAUCCGAUUAAUCACGAAUGCACAUCUUCGAGAACUCGUGCAACGAAACACUAACGAUACGCCCGACAACCGUCCGACAAUGGCCGAAGUUCUUAUGGCAUUGUUACGUUUAAGUCCGAACUCAGCACUCGGGAUAGUUUCAAUAAAUAAUAGACAUGCUGUAGUUUAGUUUAGUGUAUAGUAACUGUUCUUAUUAUGUAUAGGCUUAUUUACAGGGUAUAUGUAAAUUUUUAGGGAGAAUAAAGUAUUUAUUGAAGUAUAUUAUUUUUGCGUUUAAAUCAAUUUUAAACAAAUAAGUGCGCACUUAAUUUGUAUGUAAAAUAAAUUUUAUGAUGUUAAAAUCCUAGUGAAUGUGAGUGUGUAUUCGCCCGAUAAAUUUCAACAUUAUUUACAUAAUUUUAUAACAAGGUUCAUAUUAUACUUGCGUGCUAAUCAAUAUGCAGGGUGCUAUAGAAUACUUGCAUGCUAAUCAAUAUGCAGGGUGCUAUAGAAUACUUGCAUGCUAAUCAAUAUGCAGGGUGCUAUAGGAAUAAAGUGCUGGGUACAACAUAUCGUCUCCGCUUGCAGAAAAAAUUCAAAUGUUUGAUUCCAUGAUAGCUUUGAGUUGAGCAAGUGAUUUAGCUCUGUGAUCAAGUAGUAUAUAUUAAUAGAAACAAAAGAUAUACUGUGCCUUGCACGUUGAUUUAAUCCAUCUUUUUUACUUCGUGUAUACCAUUUUUCUCUUCCUUCGGUGAUUCCUUCGUGCCAUUUUGUUUCAGACCAAAUUUGCUGCCUUUCUUUGUAUCACUGAAGCGCAGUAGCACGCGUACUGAAAAGUAACCUGCAACAGAAACAC
Paramuricea clavata is the source of this 8607-nucleotide messenger RNA. Lineage: Eukaryota; Metazoa; Cnidaria; Anthozoa; Malacalcyonacea; Plexauridae. The record is from the annotation of a GenBank genome assembly.